Molecule: messenger RNA, 3753 nt
Organism: Humulus lupulus (European hop)
Lineage: Eukaryota; Viridiplantae; Streptophyta; Magnoliopsida; Rosales; Cannabaceae
Product: probable phospholipid-transporting ATPase 4
Exons: 11
Coding region: 1-3690 (1229 amino acids)
Biological process (GO): phospholipid translocation
Cellular component (GO): plasma membrane
Molecular function (GO): ATP hydrolysis activity; ATP binding; magnesium ion binding
Source: RefSeq, a predicted model, not a curated record
AUGGCGGGAUCAUCUUCAUCAACCAAAAGAAAUAAUAACAAGUUGAUAAAGUGGAGCAAACUCUACUCCUUCUCAUGCACCAGACCUUCGGCAAACGACGAAAACGACAACAAUAGCUCGUCAGUCGUUUUGAGUUGUCGUCCGGGGUUUUCGCGGCUCGUCUUCUGCAAUGAACCUCAACGGCACUGGGUGAAGCCGUACAAGUACGGUAAAAACGACUUGUCGACGACUAAAUACAAUGUCGUUAGCUUCCUUCCCAAGGCCAUGUUCGAACAGUUCCGGCGAGUGGCGAAUCUCUACUUUCUUCUGGCGGCGGCUUUGUCGCUGACGCCGUUUUCUCCGUUUGACCCCGUUAGUUUGAUCGCUCCUUUGGUUUUCGUAGUUGGGGUUAGUAUGCUUAAAGAGGCUGUCGAAGAUUGGCACAGAUUUUUACAGGAUAUGAACGUGAACUCAAGAACAGUAGAGACUCACAUAGGAGGAGGUACAUUUGUGAACAAAGCAUGGAAAGAAAUGAGCGUGGGAGACAUUGUUAAAGUACACAAGGAUGAAUACUUCCCAUGUGAUAUUCUCUUGAUAUCAUCCAGCUUUGAGGAUGGAAUUUGUUAUGUAGAGACCAUGAACCUUGAUGGGGAGACCAAUCUCAAAGUCAAAAGAUGCUUAGAAGCAACACUAGGCCUCGACAAGGACCAAGAAUUCAGCGAUUUUCAAGCCAUGAUUCGUUGUGAGGAUCCAAAUCCUCAACUUUAUACUUUUGUUGGGAACUUGGAGUUCAAAAAUGAAUCAUUCUCAUUGUCCCCUUGUCAACUUCUCUUGAGAGAUUCGAAGCUUCGAAACACUGACUAUAUCUAUGGUGUUGUGAUAUUUACUGGAAAAGACACCAAAGCAGCAAGAAACUCAACCAUGGUUCCAUCUAAGAGAAGCAAGAUUGAGAGAAAGAUGGAUCAUGUUAUAUAUGUUCUGUUUUCAUUGCUGCUUUUGAUUUCGUUACUCACUGCGAUUGGUUUUUCUUGGCUUCUGAAGUCUGAGAUGGUUAAGUGGUGGUACCUCCGUUUAGAACAAGUUGUCAGUGAUGAUCUGCUUUUUAGACCAUCUAGGCUUAUGGUGUCUGGUUUACUUCAGUUUAUAAGAGCACUCAUAUUAUACGGCUACCUGAUCCCUAUUUCUCUUUAUGUCUCCAUUGAAGUUGUCAAAGUGUUACAAGCCAUGUUAAUCAAUAAGGAUAUGGAGAUGUAUGAUGAAGUGUCAUGUAAGUCAGUUCAUGCUCGAACUUCGAAUUUGAAUGAAGAACUAGGUCAAGUAGAAAUGAUACUCUCGGAUAAGACAGGGACUUUGACAUGUAAUCAGAUGGAGUUUAGGAAAUGUUCAAUUGCAGGAGUUUCAUAUGGAGGUGAUACCAAUGAAGUUGAUCUUGAAGCAUCCAGAAGAAUUGAAAUUGAUUCUUUUCAGUUUAGUAUAGAUGAUUUUGACACUACAAGAAGCCAAAGAUUUGACUUCUCAAUUGCUGAUAUUGGAACAGAAAUGGAAUUUUUAGGUGGCCAAAAGAGUAUCGGAAAUCCAAGUAAAGAAAACUCAGGAAUGCCUUUAUCUAAAAAUUCUAACCUCAAGGGUUUCAACUUUUGGGAUGAUAGAAUUAUGAACAAAAAGUGGAUUCAUAGCUCCAAUAUGGAUGAUAUAACAAUGUUCUUCAGGGUCAUGGCUUUGUGUCACACAGGAAUACCUGUUGAAGAUGAAAAUAGUAAUAAGCUUAAGUAUGAGGCUGAGUCACCAGAAGAAGUAGCUUUCCUAAUUGCUUCGCAAGAAUUCGGAUUCCAAUUUUUUCAAAGAACACAAUCCAUAAUACAUCUCAAGGAGUUGGACCCUUCCACCAGAAAGAAUGUCACUAGGGAAUAUAAGCUUUUAAAUCUAUUAGAGUUCAGUAGCUCAAGGAAGAGAAUGUCGGUUAUAGUAAGCAAUGAAGAUGGGCAAGUCUUUCUCCUUUGCAAAGGUGCAGAUAGUAUUAUUUUUGAUAGGCUGGCAGACCAUGGUAGGAAAUAUCAAGAGGAAACAACCAUACACCUUUCAAGCUAUGCAGAAGAUGGUUUUCGAACUCUAGCUUUUGCAUAUCGACUACUUGAUGUGUUUGAGUAUGAAAACUGGAACAAAAUAUUUACACAAGCAAAGACAACAAUUGGUCCUGAAAGAGAAGAGUUACUAGAUAACGCAUCUGAAAUGAUUGAAAAAGAUCUAACUUUGUUAGGAGUUGCUGCUAUUGAGGACAAGCUACAAAAGGGGGUUCCAGAAUGUAUAGAUAAACUUGCCCAAGCAGGGAUUAAAAUAUGGCUGCUCACUGGGGAUAAGAAGGAAACAGCAAUUAAUAUAGGAUUUGCAUGCAGUUUACUUCGGCAGGACAUGAAACAAUUUCAUUUGAGUUUGGGCAAAGAAACAGAAAGAAAUGGCCAACUAAAGGCUAUGAAAGAAGACAUUUUACACCAGAUUGAUAGUUUCUAUAGAGUCAUGGCAAAAGAAAAUAAUCUAUGUACACCCUUGGCUUUGGUGGUUGAUGGUAAAGCUCUUGAGAUUGCCUUGAAAAGUGAUGUGAAGGAUCAUUUCUUACAAUUGGCUGUUAUGUGUGCCUCUGUCAUAUGCUGUCGGGUUUCUCCAAAACAGAAAGCUUUGAUUACUAGAUUAGUAAAGGAACAUACUGGAAAGACAAUCUUGGCAAUUGGAGAUGGAGCUAAUGAUGCAGUAAUGGCCAGUGACUUCUCAUUGCCUCAAUUCCGGUUUUUAGGGAGACUACUCAUAGUUCAUGGUCACUGGUGUUACAAGAGAAUUUCCAAAAUGAUUCUCUAUUUUGUAUACAAGAAUAUUGCAUUUGGCCUCACUCUCUUCUACUUUGAAUUAUAUACAAGUUUCUCUGGGGAAGUCUUAUAUGAUGAUUGGUUCAUGACAUUGUUCAAUGUGAUCUUGACUUCUUUGCCGGUUAUAUCACUAGGAGUCCUUGAGCAAGAUGUUUCAUCAGAAGUGUGCCUUCAGUUUCCAGCUCUUUAUCAACAAGGACAAAAGAACAUACAUUUCACUUGGAGUCGAAUCAGUGGCUGGAUACUAAAUGGCGUCGUUUCUUCUCUUGUCAUCUUCCUUGCCAACAUCUACAUCCUCUCUCCAAACGCCUUUCUAGAGAAUGGAUUUGUUGCUGAUCUCUCACACCUAGGUACCAUCACAUACACCUGCAUAAUAUGGACAGUCAAUUGCCAAAUAUCUCUCAUCAUCAGCCACUUCACUUGGAUCCAGCAUCUUUUCAUUUGGGGAAGCAUCUUGUUUUGGUACACUUUCUUGUUUGUGUAUGGUGCACUCCCUCCUGCCUACUCUGAAGGAGGAUUUCGCCUCUUGGUGGAGUCUCUAGGAGCUUCACCAUUGUAUUGGAUGGUCACAUUGCUUGCUGUGGUUGUUUCUCUUCUUCCUUACUUUUUCCACAUUGUCAUCCAAAGAUUGUUCUAUCCCAUGGAUGAUCAUGUGCUUCAAGAGAUGAAGUACUGCAACAAGGAUGUUGCUGACAGUGUAAUGUGGCAGAGAGAGCAAGAGAACUCCAAGAAGUCAACACAAAUUGGGUUUUCUGCAAGAGUUGAUGCAAGGAUUCGAGAUUUUACAAAUAACUUACAACACAAGAAACAAGUAAUAUAUAAAUCAUUAACAAAAAGCCCUUUUUUCAAAUAAUUGUAAUAUUUUGUCGAUUCAUUUAGGCUAAGGAGUUCCAUAAUUGUAAUAUUAGUUGACUUA